Sinocyclocheilus anshuiensis is the source of this 1262-nucleotide messenger RNA. RefSeq names its product HIG1 domain family member 1A, mitochondrial-like. NCBI's taxonomy places the organism in Eukaryota, Metazoa, Chordata, Actinopteri, Cypriniformes, Cyprinidae. The transcript is spliced from 5 exons. The record is from RefSeq and is a predicted model, not a curated record. Bases 131 to 421 code for a protein of 96 amino acids. Gene Ontology annotation, biological process: mitochondrial respirasome assembly. Gene Ontology annotation, cellular component: mitochondrion.
ACGUAGGACGUGUUACAUCACUCUUCCCGUGCACGCAGACAGUCACGCACACCAGCUGUCGACCGGCAGAACUCGAGCAGUUCACUUCAGCGUGUUGCAGAAAACUUCAUAAAUAGCCAAGACGACUGCCAUGGAAUACGAAGACAAUGAAUCCAAGUUUAUCAGAAAAGCCAAAGAGAAUCCAUUCGUCCCUGCAGGGAUGGCUGGGUUCUUUGCCAUUGUGGCGUACAGACUGUUCAAACUGAAGAACAGAGGAGAUACGAAGAUGUCAGUCCACCUGAUUCACAUGCGUGUGGCUGCGCAGGGCUUCGUGGUGGGAGCCAUGACUUUAGGAGUGAUCUAUUCUAUGUACAGAGAGUACAUUCUCAAACCCGCCGAAGCACAGAAAGCGUUAGAGCAGAAGGCAUUGGAAAAAAAGUGAAGAGAAAUGUGUUAGAUUCCCGCGAUAUCCUUAAUAGCAACUUUUAAGGUGUCCUUUUGUAUUCAGUGCUAACAUAAGAACUUAAAAAAAAAAAAAAUGAUUUAAACCGUUUCCUUUUUAAACUUCAAUAAUCCUCUGAAAAAGAGGUUUGCGUUUUCAUUAUGUUGCCUGGCGUGUUUGGGAAACAUUGUACAGUAUGUGACAGAACUGUAGCUAUUUUGCAACCGCCACCUACUAUUUAUUUAUCAUAGCUGAUGAAAGCAAUCUACAUUUUUUUGGUUUUGUUUUGUUUAUUACUGAAAAUAUUUGGAUUAGUAUAAUUCAUGCUAAAUGCUGCAGCUCUUAUGUCGAUGUUGUGCCCGAGUUUCAGCACAGAGGUGUGGCAUUAAGACCUUUGUACCUUGUAAUUCAAGAUUCGUUCUUGUAUCAUUUAAGUCAGCAGACAAAAUAAAUUCCAGGACAACAACCCUAACGAACCAUCAUCUGAAAUUUUACAAUGCACUGAACACAAUAUAGGGUCUUCCCCACACUGCAAAACUAUUAACGGGUCUAGUUCUUUGCAGAUGUAGCGCUGUUGUUACAAACAGGAUCUUCAGGACUUCAGCAACUCUGUUGUUUUUGCUUCUAUCGUUUUCAAGUGUGCAUGUGUGUGAGUGUCAUGAGGAACGAGAGGAGCUAUUGAUUGUGUUGCUGCAUGAAAUUAUGCUUGCACCUUUUUCGUAUUUCAAAACCAAAUCACAAAAUUAUACUUUUAGAGUGAUAUAUAUUUUGACGAUCUCAGCUACCACUGCGUUUAACUUUAACUAUUGUAAUUCCAAUAAACACUUCUGGUUAUUUCCCA